GGUAGAGAGGAAAAGCAGAGUCACUCUCAAUCCCAAGCCCUCAUACUCACACACACACUCCCUUUGUCCCUCUCCUCCCAAUUCCCCCCCAAAAUUCCACAAAUUUCUCUCAUCUUUCCCUCAAUUUCGCUCAAAGAUCACAACUUUUUUCAGUUCCCAAUGCUCUCUGCUGCUGUUUAAGCUGAUUUAUGGCGUGAAUUUUGUGCAUUUUUGUGGUGUUUUUUGGGGGUUGGUGUGAUGCUGGAAGGGGGGAUGAGUGGGUGGUACGGCCAGAGCUGCGGGGAGAGCAGCGAGGAGGAACUCUCGGUGCUGCCGAGGCAUACGAAGGUUGUGGUUACUGGGAAUAAUCGCACAAAGUCGGUGCUUGUUGGGCUUCAAGGGGUUGUGAAGAAGGCUGUUGGGCUUGGAGGCUGGCAUUGGCUGGUUCUAACAAAUGGCAUUGAAGUAAAGCUGCAAAGAAAUGCCCUUAGCGUGAUUGAAGCACCAACUGGUCAUGAAGAGGACGAUGAGCUUGAAUGUGAAAACAUGCAAUGGAAUACUUCUGAUUUGGCGUUCGCUGAAACAAGACCACCAAAACCACAGAGAUCUCGAUCCAGAACAAACAAAGGUUCAACGCCCAAAUCCUUGAGUCGCUCACCUUCCUGGGACUCGCACUCUAAGGGAUCCAUUUCAUCCUCUGGCAGUACCACAAAAGUAGACUUGAGCAAGCUGGAAACAACUGCACUCUGGAGAUAUUCACAUCACUUCAACCUUAUGGAUGCGAGUCCUAAUCCCUCAAAGGAACAGUUAAUAGAUGCUGUCCAAAGGCAUUUCAUGUCACAGCAAUUGGACGAGUUGCAGGUGAUUGUUGGGUUUGUUCAAGCAGCCAAGCGGCUCAAGACGACAAUCUGCAAUUAAUCGGCAGCGAAAAAGUAUCGAAAAAACAAAAACUAGCCUUCUGCACUAACUGAUUUGUAGUACUUGGCCUUUCUAUCUGGAGGCUAAUUCUUGUCACAUGUAUAUCCUGUGGUUGGUGCUAGAACUAGUGACUGGUUUCUUAAACUGUUGUAAUGUAUAUGCUUACUGAUAAAGAACCUUUGUAGCUUUUAGUGUCUGUUUCUGAAAAAGAUGAGCUUUUUCUGCAGUUAUGCCCUUU
Messenger RNA from Dioscorea cayenensis subsp. rotundata (Guinea yam), 1135 nucleotides. RefSeq lists its product as uncharacterized. Gene Ontology annotation, biological process: regulation of DNA-templated transcription. Lineage: Eukaryota; Viridiplantae; Streptophyta; Magnoliopsida; Dioscoreales; Dioscoreaceae. Bases 238 to 897 code for a protein of 219 amino acids. The record is from RefSeq and is a predicted model, not a curated record. Gene Ontology annotation, molecular function: protein binding; transcription coregulator activity. Gene Ontology annotation, cellular component: histone deacetylase complex. The transcript is spliced from 6 exons.